Messenger RNA from Adineta steineri, 1485 nucleotides. NCBI's taxonomy places the organism in Eukaryota, Metazoa, Rotifera, Eurotatoria, Adinetida, Adinetidae. The record is from the annotation of a GenBank genome assembly.
AUGCGACGAACUAUUGAUGACUUCACAGAUUCCAUUUCUGAGAAUGAUCUUGUUGUUUUCUUCUUUGCUGGUCAUGGAACUCAAUGGAACGAUCAAAACUAUUUACUACCUGUUGACAAUAAUCGAAUAAUAACCAAAGAACAUCUAAAGACUAGAGCUAUCAAUGCACAACAUACUCUUGAUCACAUAUCGAGUAAGAACCCUGCUGCAACCAUAUUUCUUCUAGAUUGUUGUCGUAAUUAUGUCAUCAAAAAUGAAGCUUUAUUAGAUUCACAAACAAGAGGUAGUUCAGAAUCGCCUACUGGCCUUACAAAAAUGGAGGUGCAGAGAGAUUCAAUCAUCGUUUUUGCUUGUGCUCCUGGAAAAUUGGCUAUGGAUGUUGCCAAGAAUGGUCGGAAUGGUUUAUUUACAUUUCAUUUGCUUCAACAUAUAGCACAACCCAACGUAGACAUUGAAAUGCUCAUGCGUGAUGUUUCUAAAGGCGUAUCAAACGAGAGUAAUGGAAAUCAAAAACCUCAUAGAGUCAGCUCAAUCGAAAGUCGACAUCUAUCGCUCAAUACAGUUCAUGAAGAAAUCGAACAAAUUCAAACAAAAAAGAAUAAAUUUAAACAAUUUGCAAUUACUGUUACUGGAGGAAAUGGCAGAGGAGAUGAAUUGAGUCAACUCUCUAGUUCUUUUGGGAUCAUUAUUGAUAAUGAUAAAUCAAUUUAUAUUGUUGAUACUGCCAAUUGUCGUAUUGUUAAAUGGAAAUUGAAUUCAAAUAAAGGUCAAAUUAUUGCAGGUGGAAAUAGAAGCGCAAAUCAAAAUAAUCGACUGGCUUAUCCAACAGAUUUAGUUUUUGAUAAAAAAAAUAAUUCUUUUAUUAUUUCUGAUAAUGGAAACAGACCAGUAAUUCGAUCUUUUGAUAAAAAUCAAUCAAAUCAACAAAUUAUUAUUUUAAAUAUUAGUUGUUUGGGUCUGACAAUCGAUAAAAAUGGAUUUAUUUAUGUUUCUGAUUGGUGCAGUAAUGAAGUACGACGACGGAAAGAAAAAGAUAAAAAAUGUCAAUUAGUUGCAGGUGGAAAUGAAAGAGGAAAUCAUCUUAAUCAACUCAAUCGACCUACUUUUAUCUUUGUUGAUAAAGAUUAUUCUCUUUAUAUAUCAGAUGAAAAGAAUCAUCGUGUAAUGAAAUGGAAAAAAGAUGCAAAAGUAGGUGAAAUUGUUGCUGGUGGAAAUGGUCAAGGAAAUAGUCUAAAACAAUUGUCUCGUCCUCAAGGAGUGGUUGUUGAUCAUUUGGGUCAAAUCUAUGUGGCAGAUGAAGGGAAUCAUCGAGUCAUGCGUUGGUGUGAAGGAGAUAAAGAAGGUGAAAUUGUUGUUGAUGGAAAUGGUCAAAAAAAUCGGCCAAAUCAGUUGAAUAGUCCCGCAGGUUUAUCAUUUGAUAUUGAAGAAAAUCUUUAUGUUGUUGAUCAAAAUAAUCAUCGAAUCCAAAAAUAUGAAAAAAUUUGA